AUGCCGUCACAACCGCAACCGUCCGAACCCUCAAACCCCCCUCCGUCCCCCUCCCCACCCGCGUCCUCAGGCGCGCUCCCGCGCAACGUCGAGAACGACCCAGCACGAACCGGCUUCGACCCGCAGACGGCAUGGUGGGUCAACUACUUCAAGAUCCUGACGGGCGGCGUGACCGACGAAGGCAUGUUCCACUACCGCGAGUGGCGGUACCGGGUGCACGAGGAGCGCGACUGCAAGCGGUGCGAGGAGUUCCGCGACUGGGCCUUUGCGCAAUCGCCGACCGUGCGCUUCAUGCGCGAGAAGGUCGAGGCUCUGAACGGACGUCUCGACAAGGACAACGUCGUGUGCCGCCGCUGUCCCGCCCGCCUCACAGACGACGGCCAGGUCCAUCGGUCUUCGGGCGGGUUUAGCCCCGACCAUGGCAUUUUGAUAUGUGCCAAUGAGGUCCGGAAUCGUGGCCACUUGGAAGAUACCCUGGCUCAUGAGAUGGUGCAUGCUUGGGACCAUUUGAGGUGGAAGGUCGACUGGAAGGGCGAUAAGGACUUGAAGCAUUCGGCUUGUACAGAGAUCCGAGCAGCAAUGCUGAGCGGCGAGUGUAGAUGGGCUAGAGAGGCCUGGACGAGAGGGAACUGGAAGUUAACGCAGCAGUUCCAAGACUGUGUGAGGAAGCGGGCAGCACAAUCCGUAUUAGCUCGGCCGCGAUGUAAAGACGAUGUACAAGCAGUCAAAGUGGUGAACCAAGUAUGGGACUCAUGUUUCUCGGACACCCGGCCCUUCGACGAGGUUUACAGAUGA
Messenger RNA from Daldinia decipiens, 795 nucleotides. RefSeq names its product peptidase M76 family-domain-containing protein. The transcript is spliced from 2 exons. The record is from RefSeq and is a predicted model, not a curated record. Gene Ontology annotation, biological process: mitochondrial proton-transporting ATP synthase complex assembly; mitochondrial protein processing. Lineage: Eukaryota; Fungi; Ascomycota; Sordariomycetes; Xylariales; Hypoxylaceae. Gene Ontology annotation, cellular component: extrinsic component of mitochondrial inner membrane. Gene Ontology annotation, molecular function: metalloendopeptidase activity. Bases 1 to 795 code for a protein of 264 amino acids.